CAGCUCCCUACAGCUUUAUUUGCUACGUGUAAAUGAGACCCCGCAUUGCUCACACUUCCCCAGGAAUCGAUGUAGGUUGCGUUCGAGUUGGCAUUAAGUUGCACUAGUUCUUUCCUUUUGAUUUAGCAACCUUUCUUUCCCCCAACUUCUCUUGUGUCCCAAGCCCUCAAGGACAAUGGCAAGUGUAACAAACGCAGACAUCACAGUGGUUCCGACGAAAGUUGAAAUCAUUGAUCGAUUAGCUGAGGCCAAUGGCAAAUUGAAAGCUUUCGCAGCACCGAAAGAUCAAGUUAGCAUUCUACAAUACCAGUCAACAUUCGGUGAUCUCUUGGGUCCCUCUCCAACCCACUCUCUGCUGCUCUCGACCGAAGGGACAUCCCACAAUCCAUUCUUCCACGAAGCCUGCGUUUUCCUACCUAAGUAUGACGAAGUCUACAUUACCUCAAACCUCCUCCAAAGCACAUCAUCUUCUACGUUCCCAACCAUCCUAAUCUCUCGAGUCAAGCUCCACCGCGGCGAAAAGGACAAUGUGCACAAGGUCGAAUGGGCGAAGAUGCGUCCACCACCAGGAAUCGAUAUGCCGAAUGGAGGGGUAAACUACGAAGAUGGCAUAUUGUUCUGUGCACAAGGAACUUCUGCAUCAGGAACUGGUGGCAUAUACUACAUGCCGAGAACAGCACCUCCAAAAGCUAUGGUAACAAAUUUCCAUGGAAGGGAUUUUAAUUCCGUGAAUGAUGUGGUGGUCAGCAAGGACGGGUGUAUUUGGUUCACGGAUCCCUGGUACGGGCACGAGCAAGACUUUCGAUCGAGACCAAAACUUCCAAAUCAGGUCUAUAGAUUUGAUCCAAAGACUGGGGAUAUCAGAGUAGUGGCGGACGGGUUUGGGAGAUGUAAUGGAUUGUGCUUUGAUUUCGGAGAGACGGUUUGCUAUAUUACGGAUACAGAUCAGAUCCAUGGAGACGGCACGAAAGAUUUAAUGAGACCGGCUACGAUAUAUGCUUAUGAUAUAAUUACCAGAGCUGGAGCUCCCUUUUUGGCCAACAGAAGAGUAUUUGCUUAUGCAGCAGUAGGCUUUCCAGAUGGCAUCAAGUGCGACCUUCAAGGCAACGUUUAUUCGGGUUGUGGUGAUGGAGUCGAAGUUUGGAAUCCGGCUGGGACGCUUAUUGGAAGGAUUAUGGUUCCUGGUGGUGUUGCCAAUUUUUGUUUUGGUAAAGAUGGUGAGAUGUUUCUCUGUGCUGAGCAGAAGCUGUGGAGAUUGCAAAUGACGAGGACAACGAAGGGCGCAUUACUUGGUAUUUGAGAAAUUAUUGGCGCCUGAACCUUAGACUAGAGUAUUCUAACUAUCGCAUUGAACAUUUAUG
Messenger RNA from Mollisia scopiformis, 1361 nucleotides. RefSeq names its product D-lactonohydrolase-like protein-like protein. Lineage: Eukaryota; Fungi; Ascomycota; Leotiomycetes; Helotiales; Mollisiaceae. The transcript is spliced from 4 exons. Bases 176 to 1300 code for a protein of 374 amino acids. The record is from RefSeq and is a predicted model, not a curated record.